GGAGCAUCAUAACCAACGAUCCACGUGAAGAGCGGCAGGCAAUUCGCGCUUACAUGCUCCCGCUACUCCAAAAGCGGUUCUAGACUUGUCAACGUCAUUUCUCAGGCCCAGGGGAUGCAGAAAGUGUGGCCAUCUGGUCUCUAACUAAAAACGGUGGAAGCCAAAUCCCCCCACAUCUUCUACCUACCUCAUCAUCGCUACCAUCCCCCUAUCUACGCCAGUGUUUACCUUACCUCCCAAUGUGUGCAUUCCUUGACCACAAGUCGACAUUCAUUACCACCGGUUGACUCCGCUGCAUUCCUUGGCCAAUCCGUCCCCUCCUCCGAUUUCGAGUCCGCAACCUAGAUCCACCUGAACGCUCGUCAAGUACUAGCAGUUAUAGAUCGUGAGCUCCCUAGUCAUGUCUGACACGGGGGAAAGUUCGCAUCGGCGAACGAAAUCCUCCGCUUUGUCCUUGCUAAGGCGAAAAGGGGUCGACGAGGACGUGUCCUCCAGCGAGGAGGUCACUUCGAGCGCCGUCUUUAGCAAUUCCACCUUGACCUCGGCUACCGCAACUGCGACCUCUCAGUCAUCCCUUGCCACGCCUCAUCCGCAGUCGGUCAAAAGUCACAGCUCGAAGCUGUCUGUUUCUGGGGGCAUCGUCGGCCGAACACCCUCGUAUGCCGCCCCCUCGAUUAGCAGUGUCAAGUCCGCCGACCGGUUAGACAAAGGAACCUCGUUAGAAUCUUCCAUCAAAAAAUUCCGCAUUGUCGAAGCGCUGCGUAACGGCGACACCGCAUUCAUCUCCAAGGCGAUUCGAGAGAAUGCCGAAAACGCCCCCCGCAUCAGCACCUCGUCAUUUUCGACCCAAGCCGGCGUCCUCGAAGACACUACGAUUUUGCACCUUGCCAUUCAGUGCGCUGAGCAGCCCGUGGUCGAAUACGUUCUCUCUGACGGAGCCGGCUCGCUCGAUAUAAAUGCGCGCGACAAGGAUGGCAAUACCCCUCUGCAUAUUGCGGCGGCCCAAGGGAGGAGCCAGGUUGUUCGUCUCCUCCUUGAGAACAAAGAGAUCAACGACGCCAUCGCCAAUCACCAGGGCCGCUUGCCCAUCGAUCUCGCACGGAACCCAGAAAUAUUCCAGCAGCUGCAGCUCUCAAGAUCCCUGUUCGCCGAAAACAAGGUUCGGCAGGUCCAGGAUCUCAUUCUCCAUGGCGAGCUCAAGGUCUUGGAGCAGGUGUUGGAGGAGCCGCGAUUCAAGACUGUGCUGGAUAUCAACAGCACCGAGUUUGCUUCGGACCCCACCACAGUCCAGUCCGGUGGCACGCUUCUGCACGAGGCGGCGCGCCGAAAGAAUACCCGAUUGAUUCAGGUUUUGCUGCUGCACGGGGCCGACCCCUUCCGCCGGGAUCGCAAGGGCAAACUGCCGCAAGACGUGACAAAGGACGAAAUUACCCGCGCAAUGUUGAAAAAGUCACCCGCCGCCGUGGCGGCUCAGAGAGGCAUACAAGAGAAAGCCGUCCUAGGUUCAACCACCCAAGGAGCAACUACAGCGACGCCUGGCGAUCCACUCGCCGGGCGGGAGGCACGAGAAAUGAAGGGCUACCUCAAGAAAUGGACCAAUUAUCGGAAAGGGUACCAGCUGCGCUGGUUCGUCCUGGAAGACGGCGUGUUGAGCUACUAUAAGCAUCAAGACGAUGCUGGGUCUGCUUGCCGCGGCGCCAUCAACAUGCGCAUCGCCAAGUUAAAUAUGAGCCCCGACGAGAAGACCAAGUUCGAGAUCAUUGGCAAAUCCUCCGUCAAGUACACACUCAAAGCGAACCACGAGGUGGAGGCAAAGCGCUGGUUCUGGGCGCUCAACAAUUCGAUACAGUGGACCAAGGACCAGGCCAAGGAGGAGGAACGGCAACGUGCACGAAACGCGGAGCUGCUGAAGCAGGCAAAGGCUGAGCACUCCCACAACGUCUCAGAGCCACCAAGCGAUAACGCGAGCGUCGCCGAGCCCUCGCGCAACAGUAUUCAGCUUGCACGGAUGCAUUCCUCCAGAAUGUCCACAAAGGGCGCUACUCCAGGGGCCAGCGCAGUCGGAAGCAACGACGAGGAUGACUUUGCAGACGCGGCCACGGAAGCCGACAAGACUGAUCGCCACGGCGGGACUGUUGGUGACGAGGUGGAUGACGACGACGAUUUUGGAGAAGGGUCGAGUGGACAGGAUACUCCACCCGCGAAUAAAGAUGCUUUCAACAUCACGGCUCAGUCGGCCAAGUUACAGCUCGACACCAUGGCCAACGUCACAGCAGCACUGAUCCUCGAGUCGUCCAAGAAUCCUGCGCUCACCUUAUCGGAUCCCAAAACUACUCAGGCCCUCUCGACGUACGACGCCGCCAUCCGCUCCCUAACCGUCCUCAUUGGGGACCUCCUCCGCAUUUCCCGAGAUCGCGAUGCAUACUGGCAAUACCGUCUCGACCGUGAGAGCGAGAUGCGGCGAAUGUGGGAGGAGAGCAUGGCCCAGGUUGCCAAGGAGCAGGAGGCGCUGGAAGCUCGGGUCGGCGAGGCUGAGCUGAAACGGCGGAUGACGAAACGGCUUCUCAAGGAAGCGGUGGAGAACGGUAUCCUCGACGGCAAGGAGCCCGCUGUUGCGGCUGCAGCUGAAGGACAGGAGGAAGUCAAAGAAGGGGCCGGAGCCGAGGUUGCCGCAGGCGCCAAGUCGCCCGAUCUCACCUUGUCUCGCCGCCAGACGGUUAUUACUCAAAUUGCGGAUAUCUCAGACUCCGAGUCGGACGAGGAGGAGUUCUUUGAUGCCGUUGAUGCGGGCCAGGUUGAAGUGUCCGAGCUGCCGCCGUCUGAGGUUACCGCUCCAGACGAAGAGAAAAGAUUGAUUGUGUCAGUUGGCUUUGACAUUAGUAGCUCGUUCAAGGGUUACGAGAACGGCAUUCGCACACGGUUAAAGCUGGACGCGGAUAACAGGCCAAAGAUUUCGCUUUGGGGUAUCUUGAAGUCCAUGGUUGGAAAGGACAUGACAAAGAUGACUUUGCCGGUGUCCUUCAAUGAACCCACUUCUCUGCUCUACCGUUGCGCCGAGGACAUGGAAUAUGCAGAUCUCUUAGAUCUCGCGGCGGACAGGACAGAUUCGAUCGAGCGUCUGCUGUAUGUCGCCGCGUUUGCUGCCAGCGAAUAUGCAUCAACCAUCGGACGUGUCGCCAAGCCGUUCAACCCCUUGCUAGGCGAAACCUUCGAGUACGUCAGACCAGAUAAGAAUUACCGCUUCUUCAUUGAGCAGGUCAGCCAUCACCCUCCCAUCGGCGCAGCGUGGGCCGAGUCACCGAAGUGGACGUACUACGGGGAGUCGGCCGUUAAAUCCAAGUUCUACGGCCGGUCCUUUGACAUUAACCCGCUCGGCACCUGGUUCCUCAAACUCCGGCCGACCCAUGGCGGAAAGGAAGACUUUUUCACCUGGAAAAAGGUCACAUCCUCGGUGGUCGGCAUCAUCACAGGAAACCCGGUCGUGGACAACUACGGUCCCAUGGAAAUCAAAAACUGGACCACGGGCGAGGUAUGCCACCUUGAGUUCAAGCCACGUGGCUGGAAAGCCUCGAGCGCCUACCAAAUCUCGGGCAAAGUAGUCGACGCAAACGGGCGCGUGCGCCUCAGCAUAGGCGGGCGGUGGAAUUCGAGAUUGUACGCGCGCGUGACGCCGGGCUACGAGGCUACGGUCGAGGAGCCAGCCGGCGCCCCGGCCGACGGCGACUUGGUUCACCGCGGGAAUUUCAACGACCCCAGCAAGGCCUUCCUCAUCUGGCAGGCCAACCCGCGCCCGGAGGGUAUCCCGUUCAACCUCACUCCCUUUGUCCUGUCAUUUAACCACCUCGACGACAACCUGCGGCCGUGGCUGGCGCCAACAGACUCGCGCUUCCGGCCUGACCAAAGGGCGAUGGAGGAGGGCGAGUACGACUUUGCCGCAACCGAGAAGAACCGGCUCGAGGAGGCGCAGCGCGCCCGGAGGAGGGAGAGGGAGGCCAAGGGCGAAGAGUUUGUCCCCGCUUGGUUUACAAAGGCCAGGUGUGAGAUUACAGGGGAGGAGUACUGGAAGUUUAACGGAGAGUAUUGGGAGAGGAGGAAGCGGGCGGGUCCGAACGGGGAUCCCUCGGUCUGGGACGGAUUGGAGCAGAUUUUUUGAGGGAGGGAGCGGGGAACGAAGGGGAAGAUGUUGCGGGAGGCUGUUUACAUGAAUGGAAAGGAGUGGGGCUAAAGUGAGUGUCUCGUGGUUAUUACUACCCUGGUUGUAGCAAGCAAGCCUUGGUUCUGUUAUGGUUGCCCUAGAAGACAUACCUUGUUUGCCGACCUAAUAAAUGAUGGCGAUGGAGACAUGUCAUUUCUGGAUAGAGUUCGAUUGAUGUUUCCAUGACUUGUGAUGAGUGAUCAAUGGACUCGAGUAACCUGGAAUGGAGUUGGCUG
This is a messenger RNA of Canariomyces notabilis, 4431 nucleotides long. RefSeq lists its product as uncharacterized. The record is from RefSeq and is a predicted model, not a curated record. The transcript is spliced from 3 exons. Bases 401 to 4153 code for a protein of 1250 amino acids. Gene Ontology annotation, biological process: exocytosis; piecemeal microautophagy of the nucleus; endocytosis. Gene Ontology annotation, cellular component: membrane; cytosol; nuclear envelope. Lineage: Eukaryota; Fungi; Ascomycota; Sordariomycetes; Sordariales; Chaetomiaceae. Gene Ontology annotation, molecular function: sterol binding; protein binding.